AUGUCAGAGAAAGACAAUAGGCUUGUGAAUAGAUUUCGUCCUACAGGUGAUAAAACUUACUGCUGUGAUAUUUGUGAUAAACCAUUCUCACAGAAAGGCAGUUUGCUUCUGCAUAAAUGCAUUCAUACAGGUGAGAAGCCCUACCAAUGUAACACCUGUGGCAAAACAUUCACCCAGAAGGGAAGUAUGUUUGUACAUAAACGGAUUCAUACAGGUGAGAAGCCCUAUUAUUGUGAUACCUGUGGCAAAACAUUCACCCAAAAAGGUAGUAUGAUUAUGCAUAAACGUAUUCAUACAGCUUUUUCACAAGCGAAUCAUUUGUCUAAGCAUCGGCGAAUUCAUACUGGGGAAAAGCCCUACCAUUGUGACCUGUGUGGUAAAACAUUCGCUCAGAAAGGUGGGAUGCUUCAGCAUAAACGCAUCCAUACAGGUGAGAAGCCUUAUGAAUGUGAUGUCUGUGGGGAAGCUUUCACACAGAUUAGUAACUUAACGAAACACAUACGUAUUCACACAGGUGAAAAACCUUACCCAUGUGAUAUUUGUGGUGUAAAGUUGAGUCAAGAACUUCUGCUCCAAGAUUCUUUAAACAAAUAUGAAAUUUUAAGAACUAAAGAAGGACAUUAUCAAGAAUGA
Messenger RNA from Octopus sinensis (East Asian common octopus), 633 nucleotides. Its product is annotated as zinc finger protein 3-like. Gene Ontology annotation, cellular component: PcG protein complex; transcription regulator complex. Gene Ontology annotation, biological process: regulation of transcription by RNA polymerase II. The transcript is spliced from 3 exons. Gene Ontology annotation, molecular function: RNA polymerase II cis-regulatory region sequence-specific DNA binding; DNA-binding transcription factor activity, RNA polymerase II-specific. Lineage: Eukaryota; Metazoa; Mollusca; Cephalopoda; Octopoda; Octopodidae. The record is from RefSeq and is a predicted model, not a curated record. The coding region runs from base 1 to 633 and encodes 210 amino acids.